CACUCGCUAGUUACGCUCAGCUUGCGCUGUACUCUCGUUCAACAGCCACUUACACCAACAACCUCAGCCUCAUCCGCCUAAUAUCUUAAUAUCACCCUCACCACCUUUUAUUAAUAUUCAUAUACAACACACUCAAACACCCAAAAUGAAGACCGCCGCCAUCUUCCUCGCCGCCGCCGCCCUGGCCAGCGCCCAGGCCCCUCCCGAGGGCACCAACAAGGUCAACUGCGCCAAGCCCAACGCCAACUACUGCCUGUCUGGCGAUAUCAUCAUCCGCUGCGACGCCAACGGCAUGGGCACUGCGGGCCGCUGCUCCGACAACGUUGCCGGAUACCCUCCCCUGGGCGGUGUUGCCGAGUGCUGGCAGAGCAGCACAACCUCUGGUGACGCCGCUUGCCAGAAGAACUGCGUCGUCUAUGCUCAGCCUUCGGCCUUUACUCUGCCCGCCUCUCAGUGCCAGCCCAGCGCCGUCAUCACCGCCACCGGCACCGGCACUCCCACCACGCUGGAGACUGCCGUCACCUCUGCUCCUCAGACCUCAGCCCCUGCCGGCACUGACACCGUUGUCUACACCACCACCGUCGUCAACGGAACCGUCACCCUGACCGUUCCUUGCACCACCGCCGAGGCCACUUCCGUCACCGGAAUCGUGAUCCCUCCCCCGACUUCUCCCACCUCUGCUGCCUCCAACUCUACUGUUGUGAUCCCCCCCGUUACCGUUGUCACUCCUCCUUCCGGCACUGGUGCUCCUCCUCCUCCUCCUGCUGGCGGCAACCAGACUGCUCCCGCCGGCUCCAACACUCCCGUCGGACCUACCACCACUGGCAGCACUCCCCCCGUCCCUACUGGCGGCGCUGUUGCCAACCGCGCCACCGGUGCUCUGGUCGCCAUGGGUCUCGUCGCUGCUUACCUGCUGUAAGCGAGUCAAGGGCCAGCUUUAUACAUGUUUAUAUAAAGCUUCCGUUCUGGAGUCGCGCAGUGUAACGCUUUAACAAUGAGGGGAUUUUUCGGAGCAUUUUUCAUGAAACGCCUGGGACGCACGAAGGGAUAACGAUCAUUACAAUUAAUCUGGGGCGACAUUUGGAAACGUCAGCAACGUGUUUUUGUUUUAUUUGCCAUGCUUUCUUCUUUUCUCUGCGAAAUGUUGUAUAUAUAACGCGGUAGCAAGAAAGAAAAGUACUGAGCCGGGGGGAAAAGAAUGAUGAGAGAGGAUUUAUAUACCUUGGGACGAAUAAUUUUGGGAGUUUGAGAUUUCUUUUUACACUUAGAUGCUAAAGUACCAUAUACCCCUCCUUUGCAUGUGCGAAAUCAUGCCUUUAAUGGAAACUUAUCUUUACUUUUAAAUUGGCUCAGUUGUUUUUAGUAUUUUGUGCUUGAAUUAAAGUG
Molecule: messenger RNA, 1386 nt
Organism: Trichoderma atroviride IMI 206040
Lineage: Eukaryota; Fungi; Ascomycota; Sordariomycetes; Hypocreales; Hypocreaceae
Source: RefSeq, a predicted model, not a curated record